Molecule: messenger RNA, 1446 nt
Organism: Lachancea thermotolerans CBS 6340
Lineage: Eukaryota; Fungi; Ascomycota; Saccharomycetes; Saccharomycetales; Saccharomycetaceae
Product: putative methyltransferase
Exons: 1
Coding region: 1-1446 (481 amino acids)
Biological process (GO): DNA damage response
Cellular component (GO): nucleus; cytoplasm
Molecular function (GO): phosphatase activity
Source: RefSeq, a predicted model, not a curated record
AUGUUGUCCCCGCCCUAUUUUGCACCAUCCAGUACUUGCCAACACCACGGCUUCCUCGCAGUAAUGUCCCUGCCCCAGACUUUCAAAAACAACGACAAAGGCACCUUUGGCCAGUUCACCGCGACCAGUAGAUGGCCCACCAUCAUUAGCAACGCUAUCGACGACCUGCAAGCAGAACUGGAUACUCUCGAAGGUGGCUCCCAGCACUUCCACGACGGUCAAAAGAUCCAGCAGAGCCUCGUAGAGCUACGUAAAGAGGUGGAGACCGACCAGGCCAUCCGCCCCUUCACCGCAGGCGAAAUCAAGACUGCGGACGUUCCAGGAUCCUUCAACGAGCACAUCGCAUCGGUCGCGCAAACGUGGCACACGGGCGGCUGGCUGUUCUGCGAAGUGUACCUCUACCGGCGCAUCAACGUGCUUUUCCGCUCCUACGCCUCCUGGCGCGAGUUUGACAUAUUCAACCGUGUGAAGCAGUCCACCUUCCAAAGCUCUAUGGUCGGCGUCGUCGAACUCGCCGUUCGCUACCAAAAGCUCCAGUCGCAAUUGGAGUCUGCAGACUCAGAAGCCAUUGAGCUCCUUUUCAAAGAGUUUGUCGAAAUCUCGCUGUGGGGGAACGCCACCGAUCUGUCUCUACUGACCAACGCGACCUUGGAGGACAUCAAGUCCCUACAAGGCGAGCAGGCAAGAAAGGCAUCUGAAUCCAAGAUCCUGAUCAACGACACCGCCAAGGCUUGGAAGCAGCUGCAGUCUUCGGAGCACAAGCGCGUGGACUUUGUCCUGGACAACUCAGGCUUCGAGGUCUACGCCGACCUGAUGCUGGCCCUCUUCCUUCUAGACACCGGCAUUGUCAAAGAAUGCAUUUUUCACGCCAAGGACAUCCCCUACAUGGUCAGCGACUGCAUGAUCAAGGACUUCGAGUUGCUCCUGCGAGACAUGGAGUCGCCUGACUUCUUUGACCUGAAGCAGCUGCAGCACGACGAACAGCCCGGCCGCGAAUCUCUCGCUUUCCUGGUCAAGACUCUCAGAGACCACAUCCAAAGCGGUUGCAUUAGCUUCGUGCAGGACUCUUUCUGGACAACAGAUCUGGACUAUACCCACAUCGACCCAUCCGAGACCAAAUACCAUGGAGCUGAGAUCCACAAGUCUCUGCUGGACAGCGCGCUCGUUAUUUUUAAAGGUGACUUGAAUUAUAGAAAGCUCACUGGCGACAGAAAGUGGCCCAGGACUACAAAGUGGGAGACCGCUAUUGGAUCCCUGGCCUCCAACGGCCUCAAAACUUUGAGUUUGAGAACUUGCAAAGCGGAUGUAGUCGUUGGACUUCCUUCCGGCGUCGACGAGAAACUGUGUUCCGAGUGGGAAUCAUCGAACAAGAAGGGAGAACCCGGGUCCUGGUGGAGUUCCAGCGGCAAAUACGCCGUGAUUUGUUUCUGCGAUGGCCAAAACUGA